UUCCAGAGCAGUGGAAUGACUGUAAAUGACUUCGACGCCUUUGUGGUCUACAAUCCCGUAGGGACCGAUUUGGAGUUUGUUAAAUUGAUGGCGUCUGUGAUGGAAGCUCCACCCUACAACCUUAAACUUUUUAUCCCCUGGAGGGACUACGCCCAUGAAGACCACUACGUUUCGGCAGAUCUUAUCGAAAACAAAUGCCAAAAGUGUAUUGUUGUGCUGUCGGAUAAUUUUGCUGGAAGUCAGUCCGCAGAGUUUCAGCUGAAAUAUGCAACAUCCCUCUCACCAGCUAACCUACACAAUCGCGUGAUUCCCAUUUGCCUGGAUAGAUGCAAGAUUCCCGAGGUUUUACGAUAUGUGUGCACUCUUCAAUACUACAAAGAGGAUACCAGACCGUGGUUUUGGAAACGUCUGUACAAGGCAUUCACAAUCAACACAGGAGCGGAUCUAACACAAAAUUUAAAAGAGGGCGUUAAUCUUCCUGAUAUUGUUUUGGACACAUCUGCCCGUAUUUUUAAACUCCAAUGGACCCUGACAUAAUGAUAUACUAGUACACUGAAAUGGUUUUGAACUUGGGGUGGGGUUAUUGAGACGAUUCCUUUUAAACUUUUCAGAAUUAAGAACUAUGAGCAAGUUCUAAUUACUUGGAAAGGCUGCAUUUCAAAUAUUACUCAGGUAUAUGACAUGAAAAUCACCUCAGGACACAUUUUACAUGUAUUUGUUAUUUCAUAGUCUUUGUGAUAAAUAUGCAGUUUAAUGGCUGAUGUGUAUAUCAGGCUUUGAAUUGUAUUGCUUGCCGUC
Molecule: messenger RNA, 798 nt
Organism: Saccostrea echinata
Lineage: Eukaryota; Metazoa; Mollusca; Bivalvia; Ostreida; Ostreidae
Product: myeloid differentiation primary response protein MyD88-like
Exons: 4
Coding region: 16-537 (173 amino acids)
Biological process (GO): positive regulation of canonical NF-kappaB signal transduction; MyD88-dependent toll-like receptor signaling pathway
Molecular function (GO): TIR domain binding
Source: RefSeq, a predicted model, not a curated record